GUGAUGAGAUCAGAUAGGUAAUUUCCAUUAAAAAUGGUAACAUUGCACAGGAAAUGCAAACAUAAUGUGCCUUAUGUGACAUAUUGAAUGUAUUGAAAUGAUUAGUAUGUUCAUUGUGUUUGGGAGUUCUACAGGAACAGUGAUUGUUUUAUCUGUCUUUUUGUAACUUUGUGGAUGUACUCAACUGCAGUAACAGAUGACCCAGGUAUAGAAACCUGAGGCAUGGUUCCGUUAAAUUCUCAAGAAAUUAAAUAACACGAUUUAAUGAUUUAUGGAAUUAAUAAGCAGGGCGUAAAGGAGAACUGUACCGAUUAGGGGUGGCACAACAAUGCUAUAUUAUUAAAUGUUGAUCAGUCUAAAUGGACAAUAAUGUUGUGAGGAGGCCUCUUGUAGCAUAGUGUCGGUGUCUCCAUCUCUGGAUCACAAGACCCAGGUUUGAAUCCCACCUGCUCCAGAGAGAUAGCAUAACACCUCUGAAUGGGUCGAUUAAAACUGUCCAUAGUGUAACGCAUAAGGACUGAUUCUGAUGUGAAUCAUUUGCACAACUGAGUUGAUCAACUGAAAUUAUAAAUUGUUAUUUCUGAAACUGUAAAAUCUCCAAACCAUGAACCAACUAGUCACAGUGGUAUGUUAUGGCCAAUGAAAACUGUACUUCUAAGUAUGUGAUCAUUCUUCAAGUAAAAACAUUCAUGACCCAAUUGCAUCUCAUUGUGUCGAUCUGGUGAUAAAUCCACCAUUUGCCACUAUAGUUACUUACAUGCUUUGUGGAUAAUUUCUGACCUAAAUUCUUCUCCUUUCUUCCUCUGCUUCCUAUAUUAACUACAUCAAUUUGAAAUUCCCUGUAGUAUUUUUAUUGUUUCAAGAUGAGUGUUACUGUCUGGGCUUGUAGAUAGAUACCUUGACCAGGACUGUCAGACAUAUCAACAUCCUGAGGCUUACCACUAACUGAACUGGACUGACUAUAUAAAUGUUGUGUCUCCAAGAGCAGGACAGAGACCAGGAAUCCUGUAGCUAGUAAUUCACUUCCUGGCUCUCCAAAGCCCGUGUAUCACCUACAAGGCACAAGUUACUAGUGUGAUGUGAUAUUCCUCACUCAUGUGGAUGAGUGCAGCUCCAGCAGUACUCAGAAAGCUCAACAUCAUCCAGGAAAAAGCAGCCCGCUUGAUUGACACCAAAUCCGUAAACAUUCACCCCCCCCCCAUCACUGACGCACAGUGACAGCAGUUUUUACCAUCGUCAAGAUGCACCGCAGAAAUUCACCAAAGUUCCUUAAUCAGCACCUUCCAAACACAUGACCAAUUCCAUGCAGAAGGUUAAGGUCAGCAUAAGCAUGAAACCAUCACCACUUGCAAGUUCCCCUCCAAGUCAUUCACCACCUUGAAUUGGAAAUAUAUCACCAUUUCUUCACUGUCACUGGGUCAAUAUCCUGGAACUCUCUCUCUCUCAUACCGUUGUGGGUGCACCUACAGCAUAUGGACUGCAACAGUUCAAGAGACCGAUCACCACCAUUCAAAAACUUUGCCCAACAUCCACAUCCCCUGAAUGAAUAAUAAAAACUAAAUAUGCUUUCAGUAUUGAGUCUCAUUCAUUUCAGUUUCUGUUUCAUUCGUUGUUUAUCAAAAGCUAUUUAAUUUUUGAAUCAUUAUGAAAUAAUCCCACUAGAUUUCCUUUCCCGUCUUCUAGUGGGUAAUCCUGAGUUCAUGUUCUCAUGAUUUGGAAGUACCUAUUGUAGAAUCUACCUUUCACUAUUCACUCUUCAAAAUCUUUUCUAGUGAAUAAAGCCACAAUUUAUCAUUUGUAACCUCUCAUUCCAAUAACAGAUCUUUAUCUCCCUUACAAAAAUAGGGGCACUUAAACUAAAUCUAAUAUUUCACCUUUAACUGAAACAAAAAUUCCCCCUUUUCGAACUGGACUCUCACUUGAGAGAAGCUAUUUAAUUCAGUAUUUGGAACACGUAUAACAGAUUUGAGUAGCGAUCUAAAUGCUCAGUCUGCAGUCUAUGUAGUCCACUGAGUUACUCAUUGUUCUUCAGUUCCAUCUCUAUUACCUAACCAUCAUAUUUUGUGACAUUGUGAAACACAAAUGUUGUGCCUAGAAAUACUCUUUAGCCAGGAGGUCCAAUGGUGGAAAUAUACAUCUGCAUAUGAAAGAAAUCGACAAUGUUUUCAUCAUGUACGUCCUUUAUAUUCGUUUGCCUCAUACAAUAAAUUCUAGUUAUGUCAAAUGUUUCAAAGUGCAAUAUUCUGUUAAUGUCAUGAGUGUACGAUUUUAUUUUUGGCCUGUCUUUAACCAUUUUCACUUUGUGUUGCAGGGACAGUGAGAAGGGUGCGAGAAAUUUCCAUUGAGUGUAGAUUAGGCCCAGGUGAUGGCACAAUGGUUAUACAAAGGAAUGUCAAUGUGAUUAAAACAAAUUUUAAAAAAAUCUCUACACUUGAUGGUAUGAGUCUCUUGAAUGCUUCAUCAUGAAUAGGACCACAGCCGUAUGUUGGAUGGUCAUUCUGCUGGUAGCCACCUUCUGUGAGAAUGGCACUUGCAAGGGAGGGAGAGGAGGGGCUCGGGGGUCAGCCCGGGGUUCAUCCCGUGGGCGUCUCCGUGUACCCCGGGUACGGGUCAGUCACCCCAGUCGCUACGGGUCCUACAGCUCCAAAGCCCGAGUGGCAGUAGCAGGGGCAGCGGCUGGAGCUGCAGCUGGACUUGCAGUUGGAUACGCAGCAGGCAGAUUGCGGGGGUCGAGGCUGAUUUGGGAUGAGGAUGCACAGAGCUACGUUAACAUGAGCUGCGUCCCAGUCAAAAACUGCACAUCCGACGGAGGAGUUUACAGCUAUAGAGCCUGGACGUCCUCAGCCUCAUCUUUCUGGCCUUCCUACAGCUUAUCAUCCAUCUGUUCCGUGCUGACCUUCAAAUAUGUCCAACCUUAAGACCCCAGAGAGCGGUGCUCAGUGGCUCUACCACAGCUACAAUCAUCGGUCUCUUUAGGAAGUUCAUCGGUGCUUUAGUAUUGUUCAUAGACACAUCACUCAUUUAUGGCGUUGAAUAGAUUUAGACAGCAUAGUAGAUUAUGAGUUAUAACAGUUUCAGAUAAGAAUCAAACUGCAGUGUAUUUAUGGUUUUUUUUUUGCUGCGGUAAUGUCAGUUUGCAAAUUACGGCUAUGUUGUGGUAGGAACUGAUUAAUAUAUGGAAUUGUUACAAAGUUAUCUUUAAAAAUAAGUGCUGUUUCCAUCAACCUCCACGUUUUCAAUGCUCUGAGAAAGCUAAAUGAUCCACCAGUCCCUUCUGGGUUUCCUAUCUGCUAGCCUUUGCAAAUAUGCCAUCGUGAA
This is a messenger RNA of Chiloscyllium plagiosum (whitespotted bambooshark), 3318 nucleotides long. The record is from RefSeq and is a predicted model, not a curated record. NCBI's taxonomy places the organism in Eukaryota, Metazoa, Chordata, Chondrichthyes, Orectolobiformes, Hemiscylliidae.